Spirometra erinaceieuropaei is the source of this 354-nucleotide messenger RNA. NCBI's taxonomy places the organism in Eukaryota, Metazoa, Platyhelminthes, Cestoda, Diphyllobothriidea, Diphyllobothriidae. The record is from the annotation of a GenBank genome assembly.
AUGCAGCUCAACGAAGUCAAGCGCGAAAUCAGGCCGGGCGUGAAUCCAAACACGGGAGAGCCUACGACAGACCUACACGUAGCCACACCGCAAAUCGGGCCCGACGAAGGUGCAGUCAUCAAUACUGCUGUCUCAGCUACUACUCCGGCAGACGGGGAGAAACACAGUCAGAGGGAUGCAAUCAAGACUAGCAACCAAGCACGAAUAUUAAGGUCAACGCGAAUGCGGGGGAUGGCCACCAACGUUCAGAUACCGCCCCCCGACGAGGGACAGGCAGAUGGGCAGCAGUCACCCUCCCUCCCGCUCUGCCCCGGCGACUACAGAGACGACCCCUGUGCGGAUGAGGGCCAUUAG